This is a messenger RNA of Drechmeria coniospora, 828 nucleotides long. RefSeq lists its product as uncharacterized. The transcript is spliced from 2 exons. The coding region runs from base 1 to 828 and encodes 275 amino acids. NCBI's taxonomy places the organism in Eukaryota, Fungi, Ascomycota, Sordariomycetes, Hypocreales, Ophiocordycipitaceae. The record is from RefSeq and is a predicted model, not a curated record.
AUGAACAGGGCAACUCGAGGGAUGGGCCGUGGAGAUUGGACUUGGCACCUCUGCCGGCUCUCGGUCGACGGCGGACCGUCGGUCAUCGCACGUUGCCGCCAUGGCAUCCUCGGGGGGCGAACAGUCGCGCCGCCACGCGCGUCAACAAAGGCAGCUCCGUUCGUGGGCAAGGUCGAGAGCUCCGUCUCGGACGUUUUUUUUCACGGCCAGGACGAGGGCGCACGUAAAGCGGCCGGCGAGGUGGACGAGAGACUUGGCGUGCCGGUUCAAGACUCGACCCAGGUCAAUGGCCGGCACGCGGCCAACGCGUCCAAGGUGCACGCAACAAGUCGACGGCAGGCAUCGGUGCGCAAGCCAUCGAGGCGUCGCAAUGGCACGGCGAGGCACCGUAUCCGCAUGCCAGCCCAACUCGCACAUGGGCUCGGGAGCUCGGUUGGCAUCGUCCUGCACGAUGGUGGAGCGACGAGAGGACGGAUCGGGAAUGACAAUUCCGUCGAGCGAUGGCGUCGGUCUGAAACGGAGCCAUGUGAUCGGAGCCUGUCUUGGCGGCACAAGCCGUCGAUCUCAAUCAUGUUGCAGAAGCUGCCGUCGAUGCUCCUGACACACGGCCAGCUGCAACGUAUGCUCGCUCGACCGUCGCAUCCGUGGGGAUGCCCGGCCUGCCACGAGGCACGCGGCCCAAGGUCGGUGGCGGUCGCAUCUUCGUUUCUCGCCGCCCACUUCGUUUCUCUUCGCGCGGAGCUUGGACGAACGAAGCUGCGUCUUGCACGCGACCAUUCAUCGGACCUCAAGACGGACGACGAAAGCACCAUCCCGACGCGGUACUGA